Hyaloperonospora brassicae is the source of this 774-nucleotide messenger RNA. The record is from the annotation of a GenBank genome assembly. Lineage: Eukaryota; Oomycota; Peronosporomycetes; Peronosporales; Peronosporaceae.
AUGCAGCAGUCUCAGAGCCAGCCGAACGUGCUCGUCUCAGCACUGCAGCCAUCGCUGUCCCCCCAGUCCGUCGCGCGUCGUCGCACCACCGUCGCCAACGAUGCCGAACUGUCGCGCCCCCGCCCGUCCGGCGCUACCAUCGAGCGCGCGCCGCAUGCCGACAAUCACGUGGACGUGCAGAUUCUGAAGAAGCUGUCGGCGUCGGUCUCGCACUUUGAAGGGCCGCGCAAGAACUUGUCGUUCGUCGUGUCGGUGGAGACGCUCAUUCCCGGCCGUCGCGCCUUCUCGGACGAGCGCGAGUCGUGCCAACUGGUCGCCCGGUCGUUUGACGACUUUCGGCGCUUCCGCAAGUCGCUCUUGGCUCGAGUCGGGAGUCUCCACGAUCCAGUGCUGCUGCUGUCUGGACGGAGCGGCAAGUGUCGAUGCGACGGCAUCAAGGGCUGCUCCUUUGACGUCACGCGGAGCUUUCUCGAACGACUCAAGUUCACGCGCAUGCCUUUCCUGAGUCUCGGCGAGAGCGAGGCCGACCUGAUCAAGCGCCAGCAGGAGAUGAACAACUUUCUCCACAUUAUCUUUGCCAUUCUGCACCGCAUGCAGCCAGGAUCGUGGCACUCGGAGUGCCGGUUCUUGCAGGACGUGAUGGCGUUUCUGGAGGUGGAGGAGUCGUUCUCGCAGCAGAUGGAGCUGAUGUUGCGGUGCAAGAACCGCCACAUGAAUCUGGACGGCUGGAAGGCACAUACCUUGGAGACGUUUGGCUCGGGUAUUGGCGUGUAA